GUUUUAUAUAAUCUCAUUUGAUGAACAAUUUAAAAAAAUAAUUGCAACCAAACAAAGUUUUGUUUUGUAUUUGUAUUUAUUAUAAAGUGAUUAUUUAUUUUAUUUAUUUGUUAUUAAAUUUUAAUUUGUUUGUAAAACUGAUAACUUUUUCAAAAUGAGAACUACAUAUGAUGACAUCAAUUGUUUGCAAUUUAGCAAACUGUCAAUCAAUUCACCAAAAAAUUUACGUAAAGAGUAUGGGAGUGACACACAAACAUCGGUAGCUAACGGUGCCCAUCAUCGCAGUAGUAGUGUAUUGCCACGCAUUGAGUUCCCAACACAUAAGUUUGAAAAAUACCUUAAUAUGGGCGACGGAUAUCAAGAUAUCAAGUCUAAAAAGUUUAACAAAUAAAUUAAAUUAAAUAUUAUUAUGUAAUUAUAUGAUAUUUU
Molecule: messenger RNA, 429 nt
Organism: Oppia nitens
Lineage: Eukaryota; Metazoa; Arthropoda; Arachnida; Sarcoptiformes; Oppiidae
Exons: 2
Coding region: 155-391 (78 amino acids)
Source: RefSeq, a predicted model, not a curated record